UAAUUUUUAAGCUUUUUAGAGACAAAGACAGAUCAUAAAUGUGGAUCAAGACAGUAGACAAGACAACUUUCCAUCAUGUCCAUGGCACAUAGCUCGAUAUAUGAUUAUUUCUGGAUUUUGAUGACAACACUGGCAUACUGGGUGGUAAAAUGUGAUAAGCUGGAUUUCUACUCAUUCCCUGUGUAUACCACAGUAUCAUGUCCUAGGAACCAAUCAGAUUGGAGAAGUAGGUCAUCUGCCAUAAACUGUACAGAGAAUAAUGGAUACAUGUGUAUACCCAAUGAGAACAUUACACAGCUGUUGGAGUUUUGCUACAGAUAUCCAAGGAUUCCAAUUGAAAAGGAUAUCUGUUUGAUACUAAAGAAAUCAACGUCUCUUGUUGACGCCUACAGCUGUAAACAAUUUAGAAACGGGUGUCCAGAUAAGCUGUACUGGAGCGAUGGAAUCUUGGAAUAUCCAAGUUGCCUAUCUAUUGGAAAUAGAUGUUUUCUUGAUGAGCCUCUUUGUAAAGAUGAAGGAAUUACUACCAUUGGACCUUCAGAAGUCACUCAAGGUACAACAAACGUCGACUUGGGAUCGACCAUCUUAAAUACAAGUUUAGGAAAUACCCCCAUCCCAGAUAUCGAUGGAAGUAAUACAUGGGUUUGGAUACUAGUAAUAGGAGUAUUUCUGAUCGUGUUCACACUAGUAUGUGUGCUUAUAUUCAUUAUCAGAAGAGGAAAUCUGAAGACUUUGGGCGAGAGGCACAAGGAGGAGGAGACCAUUCCCCUUAAAAUGGACAUCUCUGGAGAAAGAGAAUUUUUUAAAACGGAAGAAAUUCCACUCAUGGAAUCUAAAAAUGAAUUAAAGGAAACUGAAGGGAACCAAGAACUAAAUGACGAAUCUUUACUGUUGCCGGCCAAUAGAAAAACCUUGAACGAAGAAAAUAGUUUUGAAGACAGCUCUUUAAACAAUAUAAACAGAAAACAAUUUGAGGAAGAAAUAGAAGAAACGAAGCCUGAUGAUAAUUCCUUGUCAGAUUAUGCAGUGGAAGAACAGUGCGACAUACAAUGUAUAGAUGAAACCAGCAAGAUUGCAGACUUCCCAUCGAAAGAUGUUGGCAAAGAAGAAUAUUCUUCGUCGAAUAAAUACGAUAUAAGCAGUUACUUAGGCCAACAGGAGGGCAGUGAUAGAAUAAAUUCAGAAAAACUUAAGAUGGGUGAGGUUAAACUUUGA
Molecule: messenger RNA, 1215 nt
Organism: Saccostrea cuccullata (small rock oyster)
Lineage: Eukaryota; Metazoa; Mollusca; Bivalvia; Ostreida; Ostreidae
Exons: 8
Coding region: 76-1215 (379 amino acids)
Source: RefSeq, a predicted model, not a curated record